AUGCGCCUCUUUCGCUCUUCCAUGCGCGCGUCAUCGCUUCUUCAAACGCGAUCCUUCGCCACCAAUGCCUCCGAAUUACGCUCGGCUGUUUUCAAAGAUCAUUUGCGUACAGUGAAAAUGGCUGAAUCCAUGGAGACGGUCCUCCCUGGCGGACGAAAUCUUUUUCCACUACUCCCGAAAGCCUUCACCGGCAUCAAGCAGGUUGGUGUGAUUGGCUGGGGCUCGCAGGGACCCGCACAGGCUCAAAAUCUGCGAGACUCGCUUGAGGGCACGGACAUUAAGGUCAAAGUUGGUCUUCGCGAAGGUUCAUCCUCUAUCGCCAAGGCUAAUGCCGCUGGUUUUAGUGAGGACAAGGGCAAUCUCGGUGAAAUGUUUGAUGUUAUCAAAGAGUCUGACUUGGUGGUUCUACUUAUAAGUGAUGCGGCUUCCGUAGCAUUGUACCCCAAGAUUUUCCCCCUGAUUAAAUCGGGUGCCACUCUCGGUUUAUCCCACGGGUAUCUACUUGGACAUCUCGAAUCCAUCAAUGAAACUUUCCCUAAGGACAUUAACGUUGUCAUGAUGGCUCCAAAAGGAAUGGGUCCGAGUGUACGUCGCUUAUACGUGCAAGGAAAAACCGUUAACGGAGCUGGAAUCAACUCAAGUGUGGCAAUUCACCAAGAUGUGACUGGCAACGCGACCGAAAUUGCUCUGGGGUGGAGUGUUGGUGUCGGUGCCCCUUACACGUUUUACACGACCAUGGCUGACGAGUAUAAAUCAGACAUUUUUGGUGAACGCUGCAUUUUGCUUGGUGGUGUUCACGGUCUCGUGGAAUCUCUUUUCCGUCGCUAUGUGCAGAACGGCAUGAGUCCCGAAGAUGCUUUCAAGAACUCGGCCGAAUGUAUUACGGGCCCAUUGAACGAAAAAAUUUCUCAUUCCGGUAUCAAGUCGGUGUAUGAAAGUUUCAAGGGCGAAGACAAGAUCAUUUUUGAGAAAGCGUACACAGCCGCUUACACGCCGUGCCGCGACAUUAUUGAGGAAGUAUACGACGAUGUAGCGUGUGGCAAUGAGAUUCGCAGUGUGAACAAUGCUGUAGCUCGCCACGAUCGCUUUCCAUUUGGGAAAAUUGAUCAAACAUACACGUGGAAAAUUGGUGAGAAGGUGCGUGCGGCUCGUGAUGGCAACUUUGUAUUGAAUCCUUUCACUGCUGGAUCGUACGUGGCUAUGAUGAUGGCACAAAUUGAUGUGCUUAUAAGUCAUGGUCACUGCUAUUCGGAGGUUGCGAAUGAGUCGGUGAUCGAGUCGGUGGACUCGCUUAAUCCAUACAUGCAUGCACGUGGUGUUGCUUACAUGGUCGAUAAUUGCUCGACAACGGCACGUCUCGGCUCGCGCAAAUGGGCUCCUCGCUUUGACUAUAUUCUGACGGAGCAAGCAUAUGUUGCUGUUGACGGCAACCAGAUCAAAAACGAGGCAAAGAUCAUGAGCGAAUUCAAGAAUCACAAGAUUCACGAUGUGCUUGCUGUGUUUGCAAGUAGUAAUUCAACUAUGCACUUUUGCCAAGAGAAACGCUUGUUUUGCAGAAAGGUCCUACUGUUGGUACUGGGCGCUUUGGAGAGGUCUCAAUCGCUCUUCGAUUGCCAAGUAAAGCAAAUAUUUGUCCAGGAAGAAUUAGAUCAAGGCAACGACAUUAGUUCGUUAUCGUUGCAGCGUGUGCAGAGCUGGAAGCAGAUUGAGCGCGAGCUAAAUAUACUUCAACUUUUACAACGCCAUGACCACCGCAACAUCGUACGGUAUCUUGGCAGCGAGCGCAACGGACCGUCUGUUAACAUCUUUAUGGAGUAUCUUCCGGCAGGCUCGCUGAGCAAAGUGUUGAAGCAAUUCGGACCAUUUAGUGAAGAGAUGGUCCGGGCUUAUGUUCGUGAUGUGGUACAAGGUGUAUCGCAUUUGCAUGAGCUAGGUAUUGCGCAUCGCGACCUUAAGUGCGCCAACUUAUUACUUGCAGACGACGAGCUUGGUGGUGUUAAGAUUGCAGAUUUUGGAACAGCGAAGAUGGUUGCUUUUGAAGUACGAAAUGGUGUGAAUGUAGAUCAGCAACGCCAGAUGGACACAUUAAGAUCCGUGCGUGAUGGCAUGGGCUCACCAUUUUGGAUGGCGCCCGAGAUUGUUCGCGCUGAAAAGGGGACAGAUUCCUGGUGCAAGGCAGAUGUUUGGGGCAUCGGUUGUAUCGUGAUUGAAAUGGUUACAGGGAGGCCACCAUGGGAAAAUUUGUCUAACCCGCUUACCGCCAUGUUUCACAUUGCAUCUGCUUCCACAAUCCCAGACUUUCCGAAUCACUUAUCAUCGGCAGCUCACGAUUUCUUGUUGAGGUGUUUCGAAAAGAACCCGGACAAUCGUGCAUCCGCCACCGAAUUACUCCAGCAUAGGUUUCUGCUUGAAUCACCAAAGUCUUCGUGA
Molecule: messenger RNA, 2430 nt
Organism: Plasmopara halstedii
Lineage: Eukaryota; Oomycota; Peronosporomycetes; Peronosporales; Peronosporaceae
Product: ketol-acid reductoisomerase
Exons: 9
Coding region: 1-2430 (809 amino acids)
Biological process (GO): protein phosphorylation; L-valine biosynthetic process
Molecular function (GO): protein kinase activity; ATP binding; ketol-acid reductoisomerase activity
Source: RefSeq, a predicted model, not a curated record